AUGCCGCCGCAAAGUCGAGCCACAGGAUCAUUCCCUCAAAGGCCAUCAGAAAAUACCCAAGAAGCUGAAGCAGACAUGAAUCGACACAGAACCGACCAAAGACGGGCGAAUCUUGACAAGAUCGCCCGUUAUAUCAUCCGUCCACUUAGCCAGUCCAUAGACAGACAUGUGGGCAUGGACUUCUUGAAACAUUACGGUAUCAAAUGUUACGAUAUGGACUUCAAAACUGGUCAAGUCGGCAAGCGCGCAGAGCCAUUCAUCCAACUUAUUCAGCCUCAAGUAGUCGAGCAAUGGCUCAGGGAGAUUGGGUCUCCUCCGCUCAAGGACCGUCGAGAUUUCGUGAACGAGUUCUCUCACGAAUUCGGAGAUAGUCCCCACUGCGGUAGUUCCAGGCUCAUUAAUCGCCUGGGCGAAAAGAACGCCAACUGGCAGCUCAAGGCUCUUCUUCGCCAACAUCUUCCCAACGCUACACGUUAUGACCGUGUACCUGAUCCUCAGAAGCCUCAUGCCAUGUGCUAUCUGGCAGAUGAAGCGCAGCUAGUAGACGACAAACUCCUAACCAGUGAGCUCACCGCUUUGCUUGUUGUUGCAGCCGACACAGCCCUCAAAGCGACCUGGCAAAAGCAAAAGAUCAUUCCGGUGACCCUCAUCACUGGCUCGCGCAGGACUGUUCGGGUAUCCCAAUGCAUUCUGAACGCAGAGACGGGGGGUGUCGAGAUUCGCAAAUCACCACUCGUAUCGUUUCCAAAUGGCUUUCGGGCAGACUGGAACAAAUGUUUAAUGCUACUGGGAUGGAUUCUAGGUACUCCAGUGGGAAGAACGAUGUGAUCUGACAACUAGCAUCUACUUGGUCGACAUAGGGUCUGUAUCUUUGUUUAUGUUUAUGUCCAACACGAGGCGGCUAGGAGUUUGGCGCAAAUCAAGGUUUUAAAGGAUAUGUAUGAUCGAAAAUAGACAAUACGAUGAGGCAACCCGUACAUCUCCAACU
This is a messenger RNA of Fusarium redolens, 988 nucleotides long. RefSeq lists its product as uncharacterized. The record is from RefSeq and is a predicted model, not a curated record. Bases 1 to 828 code for a protein of 275 amino acids. Lineage: Eukaryota; Fungi; Ascomycota; Sordariomycetes; Hypocreales; Nectriaceae. The transcript has 3 exons.